Messenger RNA from Poeciliopsis prolifica (blackstripe livebearer), 629 nucleotides. RefSeq names its product late endosomal/lysosomal adaptor, MAPK and MTOR activator 3 (gene lamtor3). The transcript has 7 exons. Lineage: Eukaryota; Metazoa; Chordata; Actinopteri; Cyprinodontiformes; Poeciliidae. The record is from RefSeq and is a predicted model, not a curated record. Bases 117 to 491 code for a protein of 124 amino acids. Gene Ontology annotation, biological process: cellular response to amino acid stimulus; positive regulation of TOR signaling. Gene Ontology annotation, cellular component: Ragulator complex.
CCUUCUUAUACCGGAAACGAUCCCAGGAUGUCAUGUGACGUUAGCUUCUGGUUUAGCAUGUAGAAAUCUGAGGUAAAAUUAUUAAAGAGUCGUAGAAAGGGAGAUAAAAACACAUAAUGGCAGAUGAUUUAAAGAGAUACCUGUACAAACAGCUGCAAAGUGUUGAAGGUCUUCACGCUGUUGUUGUCACAGACAGAGAUGGCGUUCCAGUUAUCAAAGUUGCCAAUGAUAACGCCCCAGUCCAUGCCCUGAGACCUGGCUUCUUAUCCACCUUUGCUCUUGCUACGGACCAGGGCAGCAAGCUCGGCCUCUCUAAAAACAAGAGCAUCAUCUGCUACUACAACUCCUACCAGAUUGUGCAGUUUAAUCGGCUCCCUCUGGUCAUCAGCUUCAUCGCCAGCAGCAACGCCAACACAGGUCUCAUCAUGAUUCUGGAGAAGGAGUUGGCUCCACUAAUAGAGAAUCUGAGGCAGGUGGUUGAGGUGACAUGAGUUCAGAUCGGCGGCACAUUGCACCAAAUUACUCCCAACUCAUCAUAUUCCUGUUUGCUGAGAUGUUCAUGUUAUGUUGGGGAGAUUUCUGUACUUUCUCAUUGUUUGUGGAUCGGUUUAAAUAAACGUGCUUUGUUA